Molecule: messenger RNA, 521 nt
Organism: Oncorhynchus tshawytscha (Chinook salmon)
Lineage: Eukaryota; Metazoa; Chordata; Actinopteri; Salmoniformes; Salmonidae
Product: AP-3 complex subunit sigma-1-like
Exons: 3
Coding region: 9-506 (165 amino acids)
Biological process (GO): vesicle-mediated transport; intracellular protein transport
Cellular component (GO): intracellular membrane-bounded organelle; membrane coat
Source: RefSeq, a predicted model, not a curated record
AUAAGUCUAUGGAAUAUUUAUUUUUUUGUUAUUUUUGUUUUCUCAUCCACACUGACUGUUUGUUCUUUUACGUUCUACAGAGUGAAGACACAGAACAACAAAUCAUCAGAGAAACAUUUCAUCUGGUAUCUAAAAGGGAUGAGAACGUCUGCAAUUUCCUAGAAGGUGGAAUGUUGAUCGGUGGGUCAGAGAACAAGCUCAUCUACAGACACUAUGCUACGCUCUACUUCGUAUUCUGCGUCGAUUCCUCGGAGAGUGAGCUUGGCAUCCUUGACCUUAUCCAGGUGUUUGUGGAAACUCUGGACAAAUGCUUUGAGAAUGUUUGUGAACUUGACUUAAUUUUCCACGUGGACAAGGUAGAGAAUUAUUUUAUCAACUAUAUCCUAUUAUUUCAUCCAUCCUUUUUAUAUUCACUAUACCAAGGAUGUAAGUCAACCUUGCCCCAAACAGCAGCAUUAAAUGCUCACAAUGAAUGUCUGACUUCCCAUAGAAACUCACUGUUAUAGUGUCAUUUGUUUUAC